Molecule: messenger RNA, 2161 nt
Organism: Myripristis murdjan (pinecone soldierfish)
Lineage: Eukaryota; Metazoa; Chordata; Actinopteri; Holocentriformes; Holocentridae
Gene: cnot11
Product: CCR4-NOT transcription complex, subunit 11
Exons: 7
Coding region: 422-1759 (445 amino acids)
Cellular component (GO): CCR4-NOT complex
Source: RefSeq, a predicted model, not a curated record
ACAUUUCCCAGAGUGCAGCGCGGUCAGGGGUCAGUCUGCGCUCUGUGUGGAGAAUGAAGUUUAAACUAGUGGAUAAUUUGACAGAUAACACGCAAAGGAUAAACAUUGGAAGCGUUAUCGAUGUUUUUCGGGUUAGUAAGACUGUAAUGAAGACGUCGAGCUGAUUCCUGCGCACUUUGUCCGUUAUAAUGAGCGCAUGUUUGACUCUUUUUCCCGCGAUGUCACCGCUUUUCCUAAGUUGAUGCUAGCUGUCUGAGCUAACGGCUAACAAACCGUCGCUGAUAUUCCACGUUAAACUCUCAAACAUGAACUAAACGGCGGCUUUUUGCGUGUUUCUGUGUUUUAUUAACUGUUAAAAUACACUUUACACCUGAGUAUCGGUGCACAGAGCCGGGGGAGGGGAGCGGAGGCAGCGGUCAGCAUGACGCUCGCCCCGAAGGAGCUGUCCAACCUGCUGGGCAUCAUCUCGGAGGAGGCCUGCACCAACACCUUCGAGAGCCUCUCCACCGCCUUCCACCACUACUUCGGCAAGGCGGAGCACUUCCGGGUGGGCUCGGUGCUGGUGAUGCUGCUGCAGCAGCCGGACCUGCUGCCCAGCUCCCCGCAGCGGCUCACCGCCCUCUACCUGCUGUGGGAGAUGUACCGCACCGAGCCGCUGGCCGCCAACCCGUUCGCCGCUGUGUUCGCCCACCUGCUGAACCCCUCACCUGUGGGCGAGGAGCAGGAGAAGGUCCUGUCCGGCUUUCUGCCUCCCAUCACUCAGCCAGAGAAGUUCUUCCUGUCCCAGCUGAUGCUGGCUCCUCCCAGAGAGCUCUUCAAGAAGACGCCCCGACAGGUUUCCUGCAUGGACGUGGGCAACAUGCCCCAGGCCAUAGACAUCAGCGGGCUGCAGCUGGCUUUGGCAGAGCGUCAGUCUGAGCUGCCCACGCAGAGCAAAGCCAGCUUCCCCAGCAUCCUGAACGACCCCGAUCCCGAUUCGUCCAACUCGGGAUUUGACAGCUCGGUGGCCAAUCAGAUCACAGAGUCUCUAGUCACGGGACCCCGCCCUCCACUGGAGAGUCACUUUCGUCCGGAGUUCAUCCGGCCGCCGCCUCCUCUGCACGUGUGUGAGGACGAGCUGGCGUGGCUGAACCCCACCGAGCCGGACCACAGCGUCCAGUGGGACCGCUCCAUGUGUGUGAAGAACAGCACGGGAGUGGAGAUCAAACGCAUCAUGUCCAAGGCCUUCAAGAGCCCGCUGUCCGCCCAGCAGCAGUCACAGCUGCUGGGCGAGCUGGAGAAGGACCCCAAGCUGGUUUACCACAUCGGCCUGACCCCGGCCAAGCUGCCUGACCUGGUGGAGAACAACCCGCUGGUGGCCAUCGAGAUGCUGCUGAAGCUGAUGCAGAGCAGCCAGAUCACCGAGUAUUUCUCUGUGCUGGUCAACAUGGACAUGUCGCUGCACUCCAUGGAGGUCGUCAACAGGUUGACCACCGCUGUCGACCUUCCUCCUGAGUUCAUCCACCUGUACAUCUCCAACUGCAUCUCCACCUGUGAGCAGAUCAAAGACAAAUACAUGCAGAACCGUCUGGUGCGCCUGGUCUGCGUCUUCCUGCAGUCUCUGAUCCGAAACAAGAUCAUCAACGUGCAGGACCUGUUCAUCGAGGUGCAGGCCUUCUGCAUCGAGUUCAGCCGCAUCCGCGAGGCCGCCGGCCUCUUCCGCCUCCUCAAGACCCUGGACACCGGAGAAAACCCCGCCGAGGCCAAACCUGCCAAAUAACGCUCUCACACAGCCCAUGUACAGAUGGCAGAAGUGGGUGAGCUGCCAGAGACGGCCCGCCCCCCCCGCUGAGAGGUGAAAAACCCUCAGAGGCUCUCCUCCCUCAGUACUGCAUUGAUAUGAUCUGUUUGCCACUGAUGUGACCUGAGGAGAAGCCGCAGUGUUGUUGGAGCUGUUCAAGUCAGACUUGAUACUGUAAAUAUGUAGUGAUGAAUCCUCCGUGGUCUGGAGUCCUGCUCUGACCCGACUCUGUUCUCUAACUGAAGAAAACCAACAGGCACAGCAAAACAACGGACUCACUUUUGGAAUUCUGUGUUGUUUUGUUUUUCCUUUUAGCUGAUGCCCUUUCUGCAGGAAACUGAUGCUUUGUGAGUUUUGUUUCAUUAAACCGACUGAAGUGUC